Aedes albopictus (Asian tiger mosquito) is the source of this 2290-nucleotide messenger RNA. RefSeq lists its product as uncharacterized. The record is from RefSeq and is a predicted model, not a curated record. NCBI's taxonomy places the organism in Eukaryota, Metazoa, Arthropoda, Insecta, Diptera, Culicidae. The transcript is spliced from 3 exons. The coding region runs from base 653 to 1255 and encodes 200 amino acids.
AACAGAAUUUUGACUUUUCCAGGUUGAUAAAGAGAUUCGCCUCUUUCAACCUGCGCUCUAAUUCCCUCAACUUCGCGAUAUGCUCCUCAAAAGUGUGGCUCGCCACAACUAUAUCGUCGAGGUACACGAAUAUAGCGGGCUCAAGUUCGCCAUGUCCUAAGACCCUGUCCAUGAGUUUACUAAGUGUUGCCGGGCUAUUUACUAGUCCGAAAGGCAACCUAGUAAACUGGAAAAGACCUUUCCCCGGAACCGAGAAAGCAGUAAACCUUCUCGAAGCACGAUUCAAAGGUACUUGCAGAAAAGCCUGCGAAAGGUCAAUGGUGGUUAAGAACCUGAAUGGACCAAGUUGACUGAGGAUGCAAUUUUGAUGUGGGAGAGGAUAUGCAUCUCUCUUUGUUCGCUCAUUGAGCUUUCGAGCAUCGAGACACAGUCGUACGUCUUCGCUGUCGCGCUUCUUGACGGGAACGACUGGUAAAGCCCAAUCCGAGUUCGAAGGUUCAACCACCCCGUCCCUGAUCAUAUUAUCCAAUGCACGGUGGAUCUUUUUCUGGAUCUCAGGACUCCACGGGUACGGGUUCUUUCGAACAGGAUCGGCCUUCACAAACUCGUCCUUCAGCUCGAUGUGGUGUUCAAUGAGACCUGUUUUGCCCAGAUGGCCUGGACUCGCUGGGAGAAACAAACUUUUCACUUCUUCCAGCUGCCUCAUUUGAUCCUCGCUCAACUCACUCAUCUUUUCCAAUGGUUCUCUUUCAGCUUCGUCGAUCGUAUCGAUAUGUUGAGAUACCGUAGGACGGAUCUCGAAAGCCUGCCAAAAAUCGUAGCCGAGAAUGCAGCGACGACUCAGAUUUGGAGCGACCAGAACUGGUAUCGUGUUCACAUUGGCUGCCAGCAUCGCGAUCCUACAGUCUUCACGAGUGUUCCGGAAAAGGACGUCAAACUUCCGUUUUUCAUCCCAGGGGCACGACAUGCUACGGAAGAUCCGGACCAUGUCCAAGUAAAAGUCCUGGAACUUCUCUCUGGGACCCUGCUUCCGGUUAUUCGCCUGCCGUUCAUAGACAUAGUCAAUGUCGACCGAUGGCUACGCAGUGUCCGCUCAGCUGCGCUACGAGAGACGUCCAGAGGAAUGUCCCUGAUUUUCAUCUCGUGCUCCAGCUCAUCGAGGGUGAGAUGCCCAGGAUUCAUCGCGUGGUAUCACGCCACGAACUGGGGCAUAGCCAUCUCUUCCAGUGCCAUUCAACAAAGAAAAUCAGAAUAAAAUUGAAAAAGAAACUAAAACGGUGUUCAAGUGGGGGUUUCCACUGAACCAAAUUUGAAAAUCCUAAUUAGAAAACUCUUCCGUUAGCUUGAAAGCUGUAAAAAAAAAAUUAAAAAAAAACCUAAAAUUUGUUCACGCUCCCUAUUGAAGCAAAUAAUUUAAAAAAAUCCUAGUUUUAGCUCGCUUAUUUGGAAUAAACGUUUCGUUCUUGUUUGGCGUUUUGUUUCACAGUCUGAAAACCACACAACACUGUUCGAGAUUCCGGAAUUCACCGCGAAAACUCUCCGACUUCGUUCGUAUGCUUUUAUUAAGUUUUGCUCAAUUGUUGGUAGCUAGUCAGACCGUUCACUCACAUCCAAGACCCCUCUUUAAGAAUCGAUUAUAUUGACACCCAUUCAUCAAUCGGUUACCUGUUUUGUGUGCUUUGGUCAAGUUCAUCCGCGAAGUCUGGAAGUUUUCCCAGAGACUUCCGCAAAGACACGCAAUCGCUAUUCAAGUGUACCCGGGCUCUGAUAGUCUACGCAAAUUUCAGUUGGGCGCCAAGUGUAACUAGUGGGCGAUCCCUGCCCAGCACUGGUGAGACCCCCCUCCUUCAACUGCCUCAGGGUCGGCGUACGCGCUUGACUAUCGCGGCCAAGGAAAACACUUAAACACUUUGCUUAAUCACAAACCCACUUUAUUCUUGCUUUUACACACACAAACUAGGUACCUUUAUUGAUUGCUCUUUCUCCCACUUUCUUAUUAGCUAUCUCCUACCUCACUUUUCCUUCUUCUACGCAGUCUUCGGGGGCCCCUUCUUCUCGCUCCGCUACUUCACCUUCUCCUUCGUAUCUCCUUCGGUGUCCUUCGCUGUCGCCUUCCGUUGGGUUGGACGGCCGUUCGACGCAGUCCGAGUCACGACGGUUGGUUGAGCGCGUGAACUCCAGGACACGCUUUCAAAAUGGCCGCGCCUCUAUUGUGUGGCGUCUGAAUGGCCCACGAUGGUCUAUUCGGUCGACGGAGUGGCGUUCUUGACGAUUGGGCCAAUCUCCGGAC